AUGAUAGCUGUACCUUAUGAAUUUAUGAAUAUAAAAAAUUAUGAGUGUCUUUACAACAAUUUAAAAAUUAUGAAUGAUAUGAUUAGAAAUAAUGAUUAUAAUAUAAACAGUUAUAUUUAUAAUGUGUAUAUAUCAAAAUUGAUUUUUGUCAUGGUUAAUAUUUAUAAUGAACAUAGUAUGAAUAAUAAUAAUAAUAAUAAUAAUAAUAUGGACAGAUAUAUAAUAUAUAAUAAUAAUAUUGAAUAUAUAAUUAAUAACACACAAAAUAUUUAUAUGAUAAAAAACGAAUAUUUAUCAAAUAGUUAUGAAGAUGGAAAUAUAUUAAAUACCAAAGAAUAUAAUGAUUCAAGUUUAAUAAAAAAUAAAAGAGAUAAUAAAUUUUUGUGUUAUAAUAAAUGUAUUAGGAGACACAAUAAAAUAAAGGUAUAUGAAAAAUUGAAUAAGCAGAAUUAUUAUAUGAAUGUGUUACAUAUUGUGAAUAAUAUAAGAAAUUUAAGGAUAUCCAAAAUUAAGAGAAAAAAAAAGAGAUUAAAUAUAAUUAUGAGAAGAAAAAAAAAACGAAAGCGAAAAAAAACGAAAAUGAUAAUAUUAAAUAAUCAUAAAAUUUAUAGUACGAAUAGAAAUAAUAGUUCUAAUAAUAAUUAUAUGGAUAAUAAAAUUUAUAAAAUAUUAUUAAAAAAUAAUAAGAUUUUAUAUAUGAAAUAUGAUGAUACCAUAAAUUAUGAAGAAUCUAAAAAUAGAACUGUACUAUUUGAUAUGAUGAAAUAUUUAUCAUCUAUCAAAUACAAAAAUAAUAAUAAUAAUAAUAGUAAUAAUAAUAAUAAUAAUAAUAAUAAUAAUAAUAUUUUAUAUCCAUUAAUUAAAAUUAAUACAGGCAAUAAUGAAUAUAAUAAAAAGAAUAUUUAUAAAUAUUUUAAUUUUGAUAGAACAAUUUAUUAUAUAUAUAAUCAAAUAAAAAAAGUAAUCAAAAAAUUAAAAAACUUAAUUAUCAGUAGAAAUAUAACAUAUUACCAAUAUUUUAAAAGUAUAACAUAUAAUAAUAUAUAUAAAUACAAAUAUUAUAUCAGUAAUUAUGUUAUAUCAUUCUACUAUAAUUAUUUACAUAAUGAAUAUGUUAACAGUCAAAAUUCUUUUUUAAAAUAUUUUAAGAAUAUGUAUAAUUUUAAGAAAUUUCUUAAAAUUUUUGUCCAACUUUUUCUGGAUAAAAUAUUUUGUAUAAGUAAAUCUAUAAUUAAAAAAAAAAAUAAUAAAAACAAGAAUUAUUCUAAUGAAAAAUUAAAAAAGAAAUUAAAAAGUAUAAGUAUAUAUAGAAGAAUAUGUGAAAAAAAAACACAUUAUGAUAUUUUUAAUACCUUAUCUCUAAAUUUAAAUAACAAUAAUUAUAUAAUAAAUAAUAAAGAUAACCCUCAUAAAAAUUAUAGUCAUUUUAUUAAAUCAUAUGUUAGAAAAAUUUUUCACUACUAUUUUUCAAUAUUAUCUAAAAGGCUAUUAAAUUAUUACAUAUAUAAUAUGAACACAUAUUAUAAAAAAUAUGAUAAAGUCCAAGGAAUAAAUAAGAACAAUAAUUAUUUUAAUACUUCUAUUCCUACCUUUGAUAGUACGAAUAAUACUUACUCUAAAUAUAAAUCAGACAAAUCAUCAAUUAUAUAUAAUAGAAAAAAUAAAAUACAUCAAAAAAAUGAAGAUAUAUAUUGUAAUAUAAAAUUGCCUAAUAAGCGUAAAGAAAUUAACAGAGGAGAUAGUAAUGAAAUUGUUAUGAGUAAUAAAAUAAACUAUAAAAGGUUUUAUAAGACCCCAUUCACACAUAACAAUAAUAAUAAUAGUAAUAUUAUAAAUGAUUCUUAUAGACACUUAUUUAAUGAACGUAUUUUGAAUAAGGAGUGUAUAUAUCUAAAUGAUCAAAACGAAAAAAGAAGUGACAACUAUUCAGAUUAUUCGGGUGAUAAACAAGGGGAUAUUAAUGUUAAAAAUAAUAAUGCAGACAAUAAUAGUAAUAAUAAUAAUAAUAAUAAUAAUAAUAAUGAUAAUCAUAAUAAUAAUGGUAAAAAUAAUGAUAAUCAUAAUCAUAAUAAUGAUAAUAAUAAUAAUAAUGAUAAUAAUAGUAAUGGUAAUAAUAAUAAUAAUAACAACAAUAACAAUAAUAAUAACAAUAACAAUAAUAACAACAACAAUAAUAAUAACAAUAAUAAUAGUAAUAAUGACAAUGGGGAUAACAACCGAAAGAACGAUAAUAAUGAUAAUGAUGAAGGUAAAAAGAAAGGUGAUAAUAAUGUUAUUAAAACAGAUGAAGAUGAUAAAGAGGAUGAUGACGAAGAUGUUAGAAUAGAACAAAAUGAUAAUGAAAAUAUAAAUCAUAAUGAUGAGGAUGAUAUAAUUCAUAUGAAUGAUGAGAAUAACAUGAAUGAUAUGAAUAAUAUGAAUGAACACGAAAAUUAUUAUCGUCUUAUAAAAGAAAUAGAAUUUCUAGAAAAAAAAGAAAAUAUGAAAGAGUGCAUUAAUGAAAACAUAAAUGAAUGUAUAGAUACAAAUAGGAAUCAUAAUAAAGAAGAGGAUAUGAUUGAUGAAGAAAAGAAUAAAAUAAAAUUACGUAAUGAUGAAAAUAUAAAAAUAAAAUCAGAAAAAAUAGAAAUAAAAAUUAAAGAAGAACAUAUUAAUAUUACAAAUAUAAAUCAAAAUCUAACACAUAAUAAUACAUCACCUAUUAUAAGUCAUCCAUUGAAAUUACCUUUAUUACCUGAAAUGAGUCAUCCAAAUGUAUUUUCAUCACAUUCUCCUAGAUCCAACAAUAUAGCUAGUAGUAGCAGUAGUACUAGUAGUAGUAGUAGUAGUUGUAGUGGUGCUAGUAGCAGUAAUAGUGGUAGUAGUAAUAGUAGUAGUAGUUGUGGGGGUUCACCAAAAAAUUUACCUAAUCAAUUGAAUGAUCCUGAUUUUGAAGAAGCAUGUGAUAUAAGACUUAUGAAUUCUUCAGAAAAUUUGACGUUUUCUCAGUCUCCACCAACGAGCUCUUUACAUGCAUCAUCUUUACAUUUGACAGAUGUAAAUGAAUUAGUUUUAUCACCUAAUCAACAAUUAUAUAAUAAUAGCCCAAUGAAAUCACCAACUAAUACACCAAUUAGAAGUCCUUCCUCACCUGUUUUUGAGGCUAAUUAUAAUGAGGAAAAUAUCGAAAAGGUAAAUUCAAAUUAUUUAAUUUCUUCACCUUAUAGAAAUGAUAUUUUUUCAGAGUUGGAUAUGUUAGGAUCUAUAUUUGAAUCACUAGAUGAAUUAGAAAAUAAAAGUGAUUACACCGAAAGUAGUAGUAAUGAUAAUUGCAAAUAUAGCAAUGAUUUUUCUUUAGAUAAAUGUAGUAGUGGCAUAAAAAAAGGUACUAUUGAAAAAGAUGAAAUUAUUUAUAAUUUUAAAAAAGAUAAUUUAAAAAAAGUAUUUCAUGCUUGGUGUAAUAAAGGAAAACAUGAAAUUAAUUAUGAUAAUAAAAAAUUUAAUUCAGUAAUGGAAUGGAUAAAUUAUAUAGAGGAAUUAAUGUCUCAUGAACUAGGUAUAACAAAUGAUGAUAAAAAAAAUGAUGAUAUAAAAGGUGAUAUGGAAUUAAGUGUAGAUAUAUUUACCAACCAAAAUAAUUAUAACAUGGAUGAACACAAACAUGUAAAUGAAAAUAUAGAAAAUGAAGAAAAUAUUUUAAUCAAUAAAAAUAUCUUAACAAACAUAAAUCAUCAAAAUGUUGAUGAAUUUAUAAAUAAUUCUAGUGACCCUUUUGAUUUUAUCAAUGAACAUAAUGUAAAUAAUGAUAAUAAUAUCAUAGAAAAUAAUAAUAUCUCCAAUGAUAAAAAUAUUAUUCUCCAUAAUAAUGACAUUGUCGAGGAUACAACAACAUCAAAUAGUAUGUCACCUAAUAAAUCUGCAUUUAGUGAUAUUACAUCUAGUGUUCAUAAUUCAAAUGAUACUAUGAAUUUAUUUUCUGAAUAUAAUAACGCUGAGGAUCAUGUUACAUAUAGUAAUCACCAUAAAGAAAAACAAGAAGAAGAAAAUAAAUAUUUUAAUGAUCAACAUACUAUAAAUAAUAAAAUUACAUGGAAUCAUUCAGAACACAAUUUUGUAUGGAAUAAUAAUGAUAUAGAUGAAAAAAAUGAUGAUUAUAUAAAAAAAAAUGAUAUAUUACAAAAAAACAGUGACGUAAAUAAUAUAUCAGAUAUAAAUACUAACGAUUUUGAUAUCAAUAGUGUUGAAGAUAAGGAUGUUAUAAAUAUACAAGAAAAUACCAAGGAUAAUAUAACAUCUUCCAAUUAUAUAGAAGUUACAGAUCCUUGGAAAAAAUAA
Messenger RNA from Plasmodium gaboni, 4314 nucleotides. RefSeq lists its product as hypothetical. The record is from RefSeq and is a predicted model, not a curated record. Lineage: Eukaryota; Apicomplexa; Aconoidasida; Haemosporida; Plasmodiidae. The transcript has a single exon. The coding region runs from base 1 to 4314 and encodes 1437 amino acids.